AUGGGUAUUAUUAAGUGUGGGGGGGUUGGUAUUGGUGGUUGUUGUGGUGGUGGUUGUGUUUGGGGUUGUGGUGGGGUUUGUUGUUGGUUGUUUUGUGUGGUGGUUUUGGGUUGGUGGGGUGGGGGUGGGGGGGGGUGUGGGGGUGUGUGGUGGGGUGUGUGGAGGGGUGGUGGGUUGUUGUUUGUUGUUGUUGGGUGGGGGUGUGUGUUGGGUUGGUGGGGUUGGGGUUUUGUGUGGUGGGGGGGAUUGGGUGGGGGUUGUGUGUGUUGGGGGGUGGGGUGGGGGUGGGUGGGGGGGGUUUGGGGUGGGUGGGGUGGGUUGGUUUGGUGGGGUGUUUGGUGUGGUGGUGGUUGGGGGGGGUGGGGGGGGGGGGGGGGGGUGUUGUUUUGUGGGUGGGGAGGUGUUUUUUUUUGUAUUUUUUUUUUGUUUUGUUUGUGUUUUUUUGUUUGUGUUGUGUUGGGGUGGUGGAGGUGUGUGUUGGGUUGGUUGGGUGGGUUGGUGGGUGUGGUGGUGGUGUUGGUGUUGUUGGGGGGUGGGGUGUGGGUUGGGUGGUUGUUGUUGUUGGGGGGGGGUGGGGGUGGGGUGGGGUGGUUGGGUGUUGGUGUGUGGGUGGGGUGUUGGGGGGGGGUGGGUGGUGUGGGGGGUGUGUGUGGGGGGGGUGGGGGGUGGUGGGUGGUGGGGUUUGUGUGUUGGUGGUGUGUGGGGGGGGGGGGGGUGGGGGGUGGUGGGGUGGGUGUGGGGGGGGGGUUGGGUUGGGGGGGGGGGGGGGUGAGGGUGGGGGGGGGGUGGGGGGGUUUGGUUUGUUUUGGGGGUGGGGGGGGGGGGGGGGGGGGUGGUGGUGGUGUGUGGGUGUGGGGUGGGGGGGGGGUUGGUGGGUGUUUGGGUGGGGGGUGUGUGGGUGGGGGGGUGGGGGUUUGUUGGUGUGGUGGGGGGGGGUGUUGGGGUGUUUGGGGGGUGGGGGGGUGGUGGUGGUUGUGUGUGGGGGGUGGUGUUUUUUUGUGUUUGGGUUGUGGGUGGGGGUUGGUGUGGUUGUGGUGGGUGGGGGGGGGGGUUUGGGGUGGUGGUGGGGGUGGGUUGGGGUGGGGGGUUGGGUGGGGGGGGGGUGUGGUGUGUUUGUGUUGUGGUUGUUGGGUGGUUUGUGGUGGUGGGGUUGGGGGGGUGGGGUUGGGGGGGGGGUGGGUUGGGGGGGGGGGUGUGGUGUGUGUGGGGGUGGUGGGGGUUGUGGGUGUGUGGUUGGGGGGUGGUUGGUGGGUGGGGGUGGGGGUGGUGGGGAUGGGUGUUGGGGUGUGGGUUUGGGGGGUGGGUGGUUUGUGGGGGUUUGUGGGGUGGGGGUUGGGGUUGUGGGGGUGUGGGUGGUGUGGUGUUGGGUGUGGUUUGUUGGUUUUGGGUGUGGGGGUGGUUUGUUGUGGUGUUGUUUGUUGGGUGGUGGGUUUGUGGGGUUUUGUUGGGUUUGGGGUGGGGGUGGUGUUUUGGUGGUGUUUGGUGGUGGUGGUUGUGUGGGUUUGGGUUGGUUGGGUGGGUGGGGUUGUGUGGGUGGGGGUUGUGUGGGGGGUGUGGGUGGGUUGGGUUGGGGUGGGGGUGUGGGUGGGGUUGUUGGUGUGUUGGUUUUGGUGUUGUGGGUUGUGUGUGGGGGUUGUUUGGGGGGGUUGGUUUGGUGGGUUGUUUUGUGGUGUGUGGUGGUUGUGGGUGGUGUUGGGGUUAUGUUGUGUGGUGGUGGGGGGUUGGGGGGGGGGGGUGUGGGGGGUGUGGUGGGUGGGUGGUGGGGUGGUGUUGGUGUGUGUGUGUGGUGGUUUGGGGGUUGUGGGGGGUGGGGGUUGGGGGGUUGGGGUGUGGUUGGGUUUGUGGGUGGGGGUGUUGUGGGGUGGUGGGGGUUGGUGUGGGUGGUGGGUUUGUGGGUGUGGGGGGGGGGUUUUUGUGGGGGUUGGGUGGUGUGGGGGGGUUUGUGGGGGGGGGGGGGGGUGGGUUGGGGAGUGGUUUUGGUGGGUGUGGUUGGGGGGUUGUUGGUGGGGGGUGUGGGGGGUUGUGGUGUGGUGGGGGUGGGGGGUGUUUGGUGUGGUGGGUGUGGGGUGGUUUGGGGGGGGGUUGGUUGGGUGGGGGUGGGUGGGGGGUUUGGGGUGUGGGGGGUGGUGGGGGUUUGGUGGUGGUGGGGGGUUAAGGGGGUGGGGUUGGUGUUGGAUGUUUAGGUUGGGGGGGGGGAGGGGGGGUGGGGUGGGGGGUGGGGGGUUGGGGAUAUGGUGUUUGGUUGUGGGGUGA
Messenger RNA from Knipowitschia caucasica, 2253 nucleotides. The record is from the annotation of a GenBank genome assembly. NCBI's taxonomy places the organism in Eukaryota, Metazoa, Chordata, Actinopteri, Gobiiformes, Gobiidae.